Molecule: messenger RNA, 1938 nt
Organism: Photinus pyralis (common eastern firefly)
Lineage: Eukaryota; Metazoa; Arthropoda; Insecta; Coleoptera; Lampyridae
Gene: ninaG
Product: neither inactivation nor afterpotential protein G
Exons: 7
Coding region: 164-1891 (575 amino acids)
Molecular function (GO): flavin adenine dinucleotide binding; oxidoreductase activity, acting on CH-OH group of donors
Source: RefSeq, a predicted model, not a curated record
UGCCUGCUUUUAGCUUCAAGUGGAAGUCCAUUACAUAGUUCAAUUUGGUAACAUUAAAAAUCAAUACGGUAUUAAGCUAAGCCAAUUUUAAAUUCCAAUCAAGUUUGCUAGGUUUCCUUGUGAUUGUGUUACCUACACUCAUGUAUCUACAUGUGUAGACGAUAUGAAUAAUUUAUCCAAAAAAUAUUUAAUACCCAUUACAAUCGCACUUUCCUCUUUGUCAGUGUACUACUUAUGGAAGUCCACUGAUGUAUCAUGCAUUUCCUACCCGAAUGCUUCGUACACUUACAUUAUUGUAGGUGGGGGAACUGCAGGAUGCGUUUUGGCAUCACGUCUAUCAGAAAACCCGCACAACAGAGUCCUCCUCAUAGAAGCAGGCGGGCACAUUAACAACUUUUACAGCAGCAUCCCCAGUUUGUUCGUUUUUUUGCAAAAAUCCAAAGACGACUGGUCGUACGAUUCGACCUCGCAAAAAUGGUCGUCGUUUGGAUUCAAACAGAAGAAGCAAGCGUUGGCAAGAGGUAAAGGACUGGGAGGCUCUGGAGAGAUAAAUUGCGUAAUUUACAACGGAAUUCAUAGAGAUACUUUGAAUAAUAAUUUCAGCAAUUUUAUCCGAGGUUGCGGCCCGGAAACUUGUCAUUAUUUAGACAAAUUGAUUCCACCUCAACACUGUACAACCACGCGCAAGCCUCACUUUCCUUUGUAUCUAAAACGUAGCAGUCCCAAACUUGGGGAGGUAGCAAAGCAAGCAGUUGAAGAGCUGGGUGACCCAUCCAUUAGAUACCACGAAGCUUUAAGUACUAUUUUUAAAGGGGAGCGUUGGUCGACGUAUCGCAGCCAUUUGAUACCGGCUAUCGGUCGUCCUAAUCUUCACAUACUGUGCAACGUUGAAGUGGUUAAGAUUAUCUUUGAAAACCGAAAGGCAAUUGGCUUGCAAUAUUUAGACGGAACCAUCUACAGUGAAAAGGAGAUCAUUAUCUCAGCGGGCAGCAUAAACACCCCCAAGUUGUUGUUGGCUUCCGGUGUUGGGAAUAAAACAGAACUCGACAAGCUGGGCAUAUCAACGAUAGCAAAUUUACCAGGAGUUGGUUUAAACUUGCAUGAUCACUUUUCGAUGCCGAUAUAUGUUCACAUUCAAGCACCGCUUUCAGUGACGAUGCUUAAAAUGUUAAAUUUGAAAGAGAUUUUUAAUUAUCUGGUGUACAGAGAAGGUCUAUACGCAUCAUCUCCGGUGAUGGCUAUCGUUAAAUCACGCAGAAGUUAUAAUAUAAUGUUUGCGGGUAGUACACCGGAAGAACCCUUUUUGUCGGUUUCGAAUUAUUUACCCCAGACUUUUAGAACACUUCUGCCAUUUUCGAAUAGUUUCUCAAAGGAAGGUAUGAUCCUUUUGGCAGGUUGUCGGAAACCGAAAAGUCGCGGCUUUGUUAAACUGGACGUUAAUAAAGAGGUGGUCGUAGAUCCGCAAUACUUACAACACGAGGACGAUGUUCGUUGUAUACAAGAGGGUGGGUAUCAAACGCAAAUGUAUUUGCAUAAAUUGCACAUUUCAGCUGUGGUACUGGCUUCCAAAAUUGUGAACUCGACCGCAUUCCAGAACAUCGGGGCUUCGAUACAUUUGCCAGAAAUUGAAAAUUGUAACUACACCAGAAGCUUCGAGAAUGAAAAGUAUUUGGAAUGCAUUAUUCGUACAAGUGCAAUAACAAGCUAUCACCAAGCGGGUACAUGCGCGAUGGGAAAACACGCACUCGCCGUUGUUGAUGAUUAUUUUAGGGUGCACAACCUUAAAGGUUUGAGGGUAGUUGAUGGAAGUGUUAUACCAAAACCGUUAAAUAAUUUCCCUAAUACCGCCGUAGCUGUAAUUGCGGAGUAUGCAGCUACACUACUUACAUAAUUAGUUAGUAGAUCAUUUUACAAAUAUACCUACGUUAAUAAAUACAA